AUGACGAGCCAACAAACUCAAAAGGCUCUCAUCGAUGGGCCAAAUGGCGAACCCCUUUUUAAAACCGAUUACCCCAUACCACCCUUACCGGCAGACUAUGUCCUUGCUAAAACCGCCUAUGUUGCCCUCAAUCCUACAGAUUGGAAAAAUCUCUCCACUGCACCGGGCGCACUGGCUGGCUGCGACUUCUCAGGGACGGUCGAAGAGGUCGGGUCUGCCGUCACUAAGAAAUUCACCAAGGGCGAGAAAAUCAUGGGUUUCAACCAUGGGUUUAACAGAGUGCGCCCAACCACGGGGUCAUUUGCGGAACAUGUAAUUACCAAGGGGGAUCUGCUGUUUCGAGUGCCUGAGUCGUUGCCCAUGGAUCAGGCUGCGACGAUGCCGGCGGGUUUGUAUACCGUCGGUCAGGGGCUGUAUCAGGGGAGCUUGCAAUUGUCGUGGCCAGAUGAUCCGGUGAAGGAAGCCGUGCCACUGCUAAUAUAUGGCGGUAGUUCGGCGACGGGGGCGUUGGCGAUUCAAUUUGCGAAGCUAUCUGGUUACACCGUCAUAACAACAUGCUCCCCUAGCAACUUCUCGUACGUCAAAGAGCUAGGGGCAAGAAUUGCCUUUGACUACCACGUCAAAGACGUCGGGAAGAAGAUCCGCGAAUACACAAACAACGACCUGCACCUGGCCUAUGACACCAUCGGCAGCGUCGAAACAGCUGCUGUGUGCAGCGACGCCCUCUCCUCCAGAUCGGGUGGCAAGUAUAUGGCAACUCUGCCUGUGCAGUCCAAACGGAAGGACGUUGAGAGUGACCUCCGUGUUGGGUAUACUGUGUUUAAUGAAUAUUUUGUGAUGGGUUCCACGUCAUUCCCCGCCAGUGUGGAGGACUAUGAGUUUGCGAAGCGGUUCGCGGGGGUUGCGGAGAAGCUGGUGUGGGAGGGGAAGGUAAGGGCGCAUCGGGUGCUGCUUAAAGAGGGUGGCUUUGAGUCCAUACCCGCUGGGUGGGAGUUAAUGAGGAAGAAUAAAGUUAGUGGGCAGAAGUUGGUGUAUGGGGUGUGA
Paracoccidioides lutzii Pb01 is the source of this 1044-nucleotide messenger RNA. RefSeq names its product zinc-binding oxidoreductase ToxD. The transcript is spliced from 2 exons. The record is from RefSeq and is a predicted model, not a curated record. Bases 1 to 1044 code for a protein of 347 amino acids. Gene Ontology annotation, molecular function: oxidoreductase activity, acting on NAD(P)H.